UUGACUUUUGCGGAAAUCAAGGCAGGGUCAAAGCUGCGGUAUAACUAACGUAACUUGGACUGGGCAGGUUCGCCAUGGACUGCAGUGCGCUGUUUUAAGCACUGAAAGCGAGCUUGCCUACAGAUCCACGUGUGCAUUACUGCUUUAAUAACGUUUACUAGCAAGAGCGUACCGAUGUUUUCAACCAUGCUUGCGACACGCGCUGCCGUCGCAGCAAGCAGACGAGGCAAUGCAGCUUUGGCUAGCGCCGCUUGGCGCGCCCUCUGUUCCUCUGCGUCAAUGGCAUCGGAGGCGGCCGCUACUGCACAACCGGCCCGAGAGCAGAUGAAUUACGAUGUCCUCAUCGUUGGCGCCGGGCCUGCCGGACUCGCAGCAGCUAUUCGCAUUAAGACGCAAUGCAAGUCCUCCGGCCGCGAUGUGAGCGUGUGUGUUAUUGAGAAGGGCGGCGAGGUGGGUGCGCACAUCCUGUCCGGCAACGUCUUGGAGACGCGCGCCCUGGACGAGCUGCUGCCGGACUGGAAGCAGGACGAGGACUGCCCCGUCAAGGUGAAGGCCUCUCGCGACUCCUUCCUGCUGCUGGGCUCCCCCUCCUGGUCGCUGCGGCUGCCCUCCCUGGCGCUGCCGCCGCAGCUGGCCAACAAGGGGCGCAACUACGUGGUCAGCCUGAGCGAGGUGACGAGGUGGAUGGCGCGGAGGGCGGAGGCGAUGGGGGUGGAGAUCUACCCGGGAUUCGCGGGGAAGCAGAUGCUGUACAGCUGGGACGGUCACGUGCAGGGGGUGGCCACCGGGGACUUCGGGGUGGGGCGGGACGGGCGACGCAAGGCGGGCUUCUCCCCGGGGUCGGACCUGCGUGCCCGGGUGACGCUGCUGGCGGAGGGGUGCAGGGGCUCGCUGUCGGAGGAGGUGAUGUCCCGCUAUUCGCUGCGCCAGGCUGCCAGGGCGGAGCCGCAGACGUACGCGCUGGGGAUCAAGGAGAUCUGGGAGCUGCCCGAGGGCUCCCCCGCGCCGUACGAGCCGGGCACUGUCGUACACACGGUGGGCUACCCCACCUCCUCGCUGCUGGGCGGCAGCUACGGCGGCGGCUUCAUCUACCACAUGGGCGGGCGGCGAGUGGCGCUGGGGCUGGUGCUCGGGCUGGACUACAGCAACCCGCACAUCAACACGUACCAGGAGUUCCAGCGCUGGAAGCUGCACCCGGCAGUACGGCAGCACAUCGAGGGGGGCACCUGCGUGCAGUACGGCGCUAGGACGCUGAACGAGGGCGGCUUCCAAUCCAUCCCCAAGCUGUCCUUCCCGGGCGGGGCGCUCAUCGGCUGCUCGGCAGGUUUCCUGAACGUGCCCAAGAUCAAGGGCACGCACACCGCCAUGCUGAGUGGCAUGAUCGCGGGGGAGGCGGCCUUCAGGGCGCUCACGGGGGAGAAGGCGGAGGAGAAGGGCCCGGUGGAUCUGGGCAGCUACGAGGAGGCGCUCAAGCGCUCCUGGCUGUGGGAGGAGCUGGCGGCGGUGCGCAACGUGCGGCCGGCCUUCAAGUGGGGUCUGCUGCCGGGCAUGCUGUACACCGCCCUCGCCGGCUUCAUCAUGCGCGGCAAGGAGCCAUGGACCUUCAGACACGGCCGCCCCGACCACGAGCACCUGCGCCCCCUCUGCGACGCCCCCCCGCCGCCCGCCUACCCCAAACCCGACGGCGUCGUCACCUUUGACCUGCCCACCUCCCUCUACCGCUCCGGCACCAACCACGAACACGACCAACCCUCCCACCUGCUCAUCAAGGACGCGGACGAGUUCGAGCGCUCCAACCUGCCGCACUACGGCGGCCCCGAAACCAAGUACUGCCCCGCUGGCGUGUACGAGUACCGUACGGACGAGUACGGGCGGCAGCGGCUGCAUGUGAACGCACAGAACUGCCUGCACUGCAAGGCGUGCGACGUGAAGGACCCGGGGCGGAACAUCAAGUGGACGGUGCCGGAGGGAGGGCAGGGACCCAAGUAUACGGCCAUGUGAGGAGGAGGUUGGGAAGGGGGGGAGAAUAGUAUGAAAUGUGGGGUUGGG
Astrephomene gubernaculifera is the source of this 2049-nucleotide messenger RNA. NCBI's taxonomy places the organism in Eukaryota, Viridiplantae, Chlorophyta, Chlorophyceae, Chlamydomonadales, Astrephomenaceae. The record is from the annotation of a GenBank genome assembly.